Messenger RNA from Acytostelium subglobosum LB1, 549 nucleotides. RefSeq lists its product as hypothetical. Bases 1 to 549 code for a protein of 182 amino acids. NCBI's taxonomy places the organism in Eukaryota, Evosea, Eumycetozoa, Acytosteliales, Acytosteliaceae. The transcript has 2 exons. The record is from RefSeq and is a predicted model, not a curated record.
AUGUGCUCCUUGAUGGUCAUUGGCGCCUUCUCCUCCGACUCUCCAUUCUUCUACGUCAACACAUGGGCCAACUCCACCGACUGCUCAGGAGGCAGCUCCACAAUGGAGGUCUAUGGCUUCAUUGAGAAUGCUUGCACUGGAUACCAGAGUUACACAUGCAAUCAGACAUCCGCCUAUGAGAACUUCUUUAAUGAGGCACCAUGUGUAGGAUUGAACUAUACUGAUGUCCUGCCAUUUGGCCAGUGCUCGGACGCCGGCUCUGGAUACUACCAGAACAACACCUGUCUCCAAUUCGAUGAGAUCACCGAGGUCUACAAAGGAUACACUGCCAUCUACAGCUACACCGAUGAGAACUGCAAUGGAACCAUUCCAGCAGCCUUCAACAUCUCCCCACUGCCACUGUGUGAUGCUCCUUACCGCGUCAAGUGUGAGAAUGGCAUGCUGUACAUGGCCGAAUGUCACAACGACUGGUGCACCAAGUGUGAUGCCUGGAAGGGUCCAUUGCCUCCACAAUGUUUGGGUGGUACUCAGUUCAACUGUGUCGAAUAA